UCAAAGUAUCUAAAAACGCCGAGUAGUGCAAUAUAUAUAAAUAUAUAUAUAUCGCGCGCGCACACACACACAUAUAACGCGUACGUUGGUUUACGUCGGACGAAUGAGAUACUUUGGUGAAGUUUAUUUUUGCUGAGGUAUUUAAGAAGCAGAAACAUGUCGGAAGCUGACACCUGUUAGUUGUCGAAAUGAUUAAAAUGUUAUUUAUUGCGCUAAGGGUGCUUUCCCCCUCGGUGCAUAAAUCAGAGUAUUUCUAAUUAAAUGCUAGCACUGACUUAAUUGUUUUUCAUGUAGAAAACAUCUCUGAGUAAUUAACGUAAGCGAUUUGUUUUCUCGCAUAUUUUAUAAUGUUGCCAAAAAUUCUACAAUCACCUGUUUUAAAAAUAAUUAUCCUUUCUAUUACAGGCUUUUUGGAAUUUGGGGAAGAAAGGCUAGUCAACUGGUACUUAUUUUAUCGAACCCCAAAGGGAUGAAAAGCAAAGUCAAUCUGGGCGAAAUUUGAAUCCAGAGCGUAAAGAGACGAAGGGAAUACAACUUAAGCAUUUUGUUUGACUCGCUAACGAUUCAGCCUUUAAUAAUUGUCUCUUGUUUUGUCUGAAACGCAGCAAUUUGUGAGGAAGAGGCCAGUGCUCAACUGGUACAUAUUUUAUCGACCUCGAAAGGAUGAAAGGCAAAGUCUCGGCGGAAUUUGAAUUCAGAACCUAAAAGAUUAGAAAAAAUGUCGCUAAGCAUUUGUUUGGCGCGCUAUGAUAAUAAUACCAUUAAUUAUUUUGUCCUUCGCCUUCCAAAUAUUUCUUGUAAGUAGUCAGCUACGAAAGUAAGGCUGUUAGUUUAGGUCUGUGUAAUUAUUUGUAUCACUUAGUUUGUUCUUUUCUGUCAUUAAUGUCUUAAUGAACAUUAUCCAAAUGUGUUGUUUUAUUAAUGUCCUCACAUUUCUAUAUUUUUUCACUUCUAACUACACCAAAUAGUGAAGAAAAAUAUUAGAAAACACACUGACAUGAGUUAUGCCACCAUGCAGCUUGCAAAACUACAAACUUGAGAUGGUGCUUGGCUUUAUGCUAUGAGAUGUAGUGGUUGAAGUAUGAGAGAAUGGGUGGGAUGCAGAGGUUUUUGUCACCAGUAAUGCAUUAAUGAAGGAUGGCAUUAUCAAGAAGAUAUGCAACGUCAGUUAUAUAACCUUGAAGUUGUUUAUGAAAUUAUAAACAAAGGAUUUCAAUUUGCAUUUAAGGGCAACAGACAGCAUUAUGGCUGAGAUAUGUAAAAAUGAAAUUCAAGCUGAUGAAACACAAUCUGAAAAUAAAGAUAUACGUCGUGAGACAGAGUUAGAUGUAACGAAGAAAUUGUACACCUGUGAUGUAUGUUUACUAAUAUUCUCCGAUAUUGGAAGUUUGACUAAUCACAAACAUGUACACUCAGAGAAAAAACCAUAUCUGUGUAAUGCCUGUGGCAAAACAUUCUCACGGAAGACUAAUUUAACCCGUCACAAACAUAUACACAUAAGAGAAAAACCAUGCCACUGUAAUAUCUGUGGUAAAUCAUUUUCAUCGAUUGAAAAUUUAUCUUCUCAUAAAAGCACUCAUUCAGUUAAGAGACCACACCAGUGUAAUGUCUGCGGUAAACGGUUUCCCAGAGGAGCAACAUUAACUCGCCAUAAACGUAUUCACAAUGAUAAGAAACCAUAUCAAUGUGACACUUGUGGCAAAACCUUCUCACAGAAUGGGAAUUUAGCUUCUCAUAAACUUGUUCACUCGGGAGAGAAACGAUAUCAUUGUGAUAUUUGUAGUAAAACAUUUUCCCGGAGUGAAUAUCUGAAACGACAUAUACGUGUUCACACAGGGGAAAAACCAUAUGAAUGUGAUAUCUGUGGCAAGGCAUUCUCUGGGAGUGCAAACCUCACUUGUCAUAAACGUAGGCACACAGGUGAGAAACCAUACCAUUGUGAUAUCUGUAGUAAAUCAUUCUCAACAAGUGGAACUUUAUCUUGUCAUAAGCGUAUUCAUUCAGGUGAGAAAUCAUAUCAGUGUGAUAUCUGCGGUAAAACAUUCUCUCAAAAUGGACUGUUAGUUAAUCACCGAAGUGUUCACACACGUGAGAAACCGUACUACUGUGACAUCUGCGGUAAAAGAUAUUCUGUAAAAGGAGAUUUAACACGUCACAGUCGGGUUCAUACUGAUAAGAAAUCUAACCAGGGUGAUAAAAUCUGUGAUAAAAAGAUCACUGUCAGUGAAAAUAUAAUUUCUCCUGAACUGAUUGAGAUAGAGAAACCACAUCAGUGUGAUAUCUGUGGUAGAAGGUUUUCAGAGAAUAGAUAUUUAAUUAUGCACAAGCAUAUUCAUACAGGUGAGAAACCAUAUCAGAGUAAUAUCUGUGAUAGAAAGAUGGAUGAAAAUGAAAACUUAAAUUCUCACUCGGAGAAAUCGUACGAGUGUAAUAUCUGUGGUAAGAUAUUUGCACAGAAGAGAUAUUUAAUUAGGCACACACAUAUUCACACAGGUGAUAAACCAUACCACUGCGACACAUGUGGUAAAGCAUUCUCUCAAAAUGAGUAUCUGACACUUCACAAACGUAUUCACACAGGAGAAAAACCAUAUGUGUGUGAUAUUUGUGGUAAAGCAUUCUCUACGAGUAAAAGUGCAACUCGUCACAAGCGUAUUCACACAGGUGAGAAACCAUAUCACUGUGAUGUCUGUGGUAAGACAUUCUCCGAAAGUUCAAAAUUAACUCGUCACAAAGAUACACACACAGGUGUGAAGCCAUAUCACUGUGAUAUCUGUGGCAAAACCUUUUCAGUGAAAACAAAUUUAACUCGUCACAAUAAUAUACACAGAGGAGAAAAUGCUUGUCACUGUGAUGUGUGUGGUAAAACAUUUUCAACAACCGAAGAUUUGUCAUCUCAUAAAUCUAUUCAUUUAGAUGAGAAACCAUAUCAUUGUGAUGUCUGUGGUAAAAUAUUUUCUGAAAGCAAAGCAUUAUCUGUCCAUAAACGUAGUCACAUGGAUGAGUAAGCAUAAUACUGUGAUAUCAGUGGUAAAAUAUUCUCUCAAAGCAGGCAUUUAACUUAUCACACAUUUGAAAAAAAAAAACCACAUCACACCACUGAUGUCAUUUAGUAAAAUGUUUCUCCGAAUGAAUGUUUGAAAUACUCCAAAGAUAUUCAUAAAAGAAAAAACGAAAAUUUGUGAAUGUUAUACCUUUGAUAAAACAUUCUCUGGAAGUCAAAAAUCUUGUUAUGAACGUAUACUUCAUGUAAUAAAACUACCAAUGUGAUAUCUGUGAUAAAUCAUUUUUGAUAAAUUAAAGUAUGUCUUGUCAAAAAUGUACACUCAGGUCAGAAACCUUACCAGAGUGAUAUUAAUUAUUAACUGAAAGUCAACUAUUUACUCCUCAGGGUCUCUACUAACUUCAUGAAAUCUUUGCAUGGCUUCCAACUUCACACUGUUUAUGCUUAACAAAACUCCCUAUAAAUUUUCCUUUCUCAUACUUCCUGUUUCACAUAGAUACAACCAUUCUAUCACAUAGAUACAAAUCAUUGUAUCACAUAGAUAGAAUAAUUCUAAAAUCACACUCUUCUGCAGUUGAUUCUGCUCUUUACUUCUUUAAAACAUGUGGAUAUAGCAACAUCCAUGCAUAUCCUAAACAUCUUAUACCAGGCUUGAACAAGCUUCUUAACCCUUUUGUUACUAUGCUUCUAUUAAACUACACUGCUUUUGUUUCAAUUAAUUCAUUAAAAAAAAGCAAUGAAGAAUUUAGUAAAAUAAUUUCGUUAUUAUUAAAACUUUUGUUUGGAACUUAAAUUUUAAUUUUUAGGUUUUAAUUUAGAUCACUUUAGAACAAGAAUCUUUUACAAGGUGUGACAAAAAAAAAAAAACCUCCCAGAUUUAUCACUCUUGAUAAAUGUUUUAACAGCAAGCACACAGUGUGCACCAGUUCAAAUCAUAAUGGUAAUUGAAAGAAAAAAAUAAAACAUUAGCUACAUGAAGACACUUACUGUCUGCUUAGUUUCACUAAUAGCAUGCCAUUGGCUGUAUAGAAAUAUGGGGGAUCAUUCUGUUGCAUCCUGUAUCAGAAAACCAAGGGACAGUCUAAGGUGGCCGGUAUCAAAAGGAUUAGAUCAAGUUGUUUCAAAUUUAACUCUUUCAAUAGGGAUAUGACAAUUCAGUUUCUUUCAACAUCACAAAGACACAUCUGUAAUCAUAAGUAAUACAUAAAAAAAAAAAAAUCACAGCCCCUACUUCAUUUCACAAUCGACAGUGAUCUCUCAUGACAGCUUGCUGUAUUAAACAUGUUAUGCAAUCAGCAACUUGCUCUCUGGAGGUCUAUGCUGUUCCUGAAAACAUCAACUUAAAGAUAUUAGAAGGAUCAUAUUUGAUUGCAUAAAAGAUGCACAGGCAUAUCAGCUGCACCUCAGUUUCAGCAGCACAUUCAAGGAAAAAAAAAAUGUUUUUAGUGGAUUAAAACUUAUGGGUGGGGAGACAACUUUGCACAUAGGACCUGGGGUGAUUUUCUUUUGUAACAUAUUUUUUUAGAAAAUAAGUGUCUUACAUGCCAUCAGGUAUGGUGAAUGUCUCAUUUAUCUAGAAGGUUCUGACUGAUUUUAAAAGAAGCCGCAAUCAUAUAUCCAUAUCCUCUUAGGAGAUCCACUGCUUUGACAGAAGGGUUACUGCUAUCUCUAGUUUUG
Octopus bimaculoides (California two-spot octopus) is the source of this 4678-nucleotide messenger RNA. RefSeq lists its product as uncharacterized. Gene Ontology annotation, molecular function: RNA polymerase II cis-regulatory region sequence-specific DNA binding; DNA-binding transcription factor activity, RNA polymerase II-specific. Gene Ontology annotation, biological process: regulation of DNA-templated transcription. The record is from RefSeq and is a predicted model, not a curated record. NCBI's taxonomy places the organism in Eukaryota, Metazoa, Mollusca, Cephalopoda, Octopoda, Octopodidae.